Messenger RNA from Athalia rosae (coleseed sawfly), 895 nucleotides. It is a transcript of the gene Max, whose product is annotated as protein max. Gene Ontology annotation, cellular component: RNA polymerase II transcription regulator complex. Gene Ontology annotation, molecular function: DNA-binding transcription factor activity; protein dimerization activity. The transcript has 4 exons. Gene Ontology annotation, biological process: positive regulation of transcription by RNA polymerase II. Lineage: Eukaryota; Metazoa; Arthropoda; Insecta; Hymenoptera; Athaliidae. The coding region runs from base 138 to 671 and encodes 177 amino acids. The record is from RefSeq and is a predicted model, not a curated record.
AAAAGGUUGUCAAUAAACUGAAACUAGGCACCACCACGCACUGGCUCGUGCAGCUUCUUUAAUUGAUCAUCACAGGUAUUCUGGCGCGUUAGUUUCGUGUGUUUAUUAAAUAAUAUAUAUCAAAAAUACCCGUCAAAAUGAGCGACGAUGACCGCGAUAUCGAUAUCGAGAGCGAUGAAGGUGAUGACUCUGACUCCAGGCAAAGGCAUUCUAACAAUACCCAGUACUACUCUCAGGCAGAAAAGCGGGCUCACCACAAUGCGUUGGAAAGAAAACGACGGGAUCACAUAAAAGACAGUUUUUCAAGCCUACGGGACUCAGUGCCAGCUUUACAAGGAGAAAAAGUUGCGAGUAGAGCGCAAAUACUAAAGAAAGCUGCCGAAUACAUACAGUUCAUGAGGCGUAAAAAUACCUCCCAUCAACAGGACAUUGACGAUUUGAAACGACAGAACACUCUGCUGGAAUCUCAGAGUUUGUGUCUUCACAAUUUUCGUACCUUGGAAAAAGCAAAAAUCACAGGCAACUAUGCCGCAGAAUCUUGUGAAGUAUCUAAAUCAGAUUCCGUAGGAAUUGGAGCAUACAAUGACUCCGAAUCAGAAUCUUCCGACAGUGAAACCGGCAGGACCAUUCGUAAUCAUAAAAAAUUAAAAGUCGGAGGGAUGCAUCACUGACAGAAAAUGUUUUAAAAAAUAUUUAUCUAUUAUUAUCCCUAUUAUUUAAUACUUUAUUUUGAUAACAAAACAAAAACAACAAAGAGACAAAAAAUACGAAACAGAACCAGACAAAACAGUUACGAAUUUUGUGUAAAGUACAUUAAUAAUGUGUAUUAUGUAAACAAUAUUAUCAUGUAAUAUGUAAGGUAGGUACUUAUUUAAAUAAAUCAUAGUCCUGUUUA